Molecule: messenger RNA, 1597 nt
Organism: Abrus precatorius (Indian licorice)
Lineage: Eukaryota; Viridiplantae; Streptophyta; Magnoliopsida; Fabales; Fabaceae
Product: auxin-responsive protein IAA27-like
Exons: 5
Coding region: 303-1226 (307 amino acids)
Biological process (GO): regulation of DNA-templated transcription
Cellular component (GO): nucleus
Molecular function (GO): protein binding
Source: RefSeq, a predicted model, not a curated record
UUCAAUAUUCCAAUUUUUUCUUUUUCUUUUUUUGUUACACCACAUACUUACACUGCCAUUCAUUACUCUCAGUUCAACAGAAUCCAGCGAGUUUCAUUCAUCAGUUUAUAUAGAAACAAACAGAACACAUCAAACCUCAAAGAAGCUUCUCUUCAUCAACGCUUAAAAGAACUUUUUUUUUCCCUCCACUGUUAAAUUCUGAUUCUCCAUUCUUAGUUUCUGUUGCUACCUCUUUCUCUCUCUUCUUUUCCAAUUUUGAGAAUAAGGGAAACCGUCGAAGUAGUAGUGUGAGGUGAAGUUUGAUGUCUGUGCCAUUGGAGCAAGGCUAUGGAGGGUUAACUGAGGUUCCUGCAAUGGAAGGUUCUCAGAGGACUAGCAGUGGCUUGAACCUUAAGGCUACUGAGUUGAGGCUUGGUUUGCCAGGUUCUGAGUCACCAGAAAGAGAUGGUGGUGUGGUUAUGGAGGACAAGAGUGUUACUGUGCACCCUUUAGGCAUGCUCAAGAGUUUGGUGUCUGGGGCUAAAAGGGGUUUCUCAGAUACCAUUGAUGGGGGUUCUGGGACGUGGCUUCUCUCUGGGAAUGCUGGAUCUGAGGUGGGUUUGGGUAAAGAUGGUGCCUUGUUCUCUCCCAGGGGUGUUGGUGUUGGAGCUGGCAAGGUUGAGUGUACCAAUCAACAAACUUGUGUUGUCAAAGAUAAAGUUCCUCAGUCUCCAAAGCCAUUGAAUGAGAAGAAGCCUCAGUUAUCUGCUCCUGCUGCAAAGGAACAGGUUGUGGGAUGGCCUCCAAUCCGUUCUUUCAGGAAGAACUCAAUGGCCACUCAGCCUCAAAAGAAUGAUGAUGAUGCAGAAGUCAAGUCUGGGUGCCUUUAUGUAAAGGUCAGUAUGGAUGGUGCUCCAUACUUGAGGAAAGUGGAUCUCAAAAACUUUGGCACUUAUCGGGAACUAUCUUCAGCACUGGAAAAGAUGUUUACUUGUUUUACAAUCAGUCAAUGUGGUUCCCAUGGAGUUUCUAAUAGAGAUAAGUUGAGUGAAAGUAGAUUGAUGGACUUGCUUCAUGGUUCAGAAUAUGUGCUCACCUAUGAAGACAAGGAUGGUGAUUGGAUGCUAGUUGGUGAUGUUCCAUGGGAGAUGUUCACCGACACUUGCAAGAGGUUGAGGAUAAUGAAGAGUUCUGAAGCAAUUGGACUAGCACCAAGAGCCAUGGAAAAAUGCAAAAGUCGCAACUAGCAAGAUGCAACUGAUACAGAAAGUUGGACUAUUAUUACCUUUAAGCAUAUCAUACCAGACAGAGGCAGGUGCAGGGCACAAGCUGGGACUUCUCUUCCUUGCUUUAUGUAUAAUCCUAAAUAUGGGAUCCAGGUGUCCUAAACAUUAUAGUAGGCAAUAUAUGUUUGUUGUAGACAUUCAAGGUUUCUUAAUUAGGUUUGUUUUUACUCACUUCUCUUCAAACACACUCAUUGUGGACAAGGUUGAAGCUACUUUAGUAUGUAAAUUUUGUAACUUAUGUUGCUCCCUCUAAAAGUUGAUGUUAGUGAGCAUUCUGACUUCAAUUUGCGCAUGAGAAAAAAAAAAAAAAAAGCAUCGUAGUUUGAUUUGUU